Messenger RNA from Rubroshorea leprosula, 1327 nucleotides. NCBI's taxonomy places the organism in Eukaryota, Viridiplantae, Streptophyta, Magnoliopsida, Malvales, Dipterocarpaceae. The record is from the annotation of a GenBank genome assembly.
AGUUACGCUGAGCAGCAACCCUUUCUAUAAUUACAACCCCUGCAAAACUAUUAGGGAAAGUUAUCACAUUGUCAUUAAUUUGAUUGAAAGUUAUCCCUCUCAAAUUCCCUCUGCGGGCUCUCCUCUCUCUUCCAAAAGCUCUUGAUUCUUCUCCUUUUCUCUCGAUUGUAAUCUUUUUCCUUCUCUCUGUUCCAGUAUUCAUGGGGCUAGGGGACUCUUUCUGAACCCAGCCUCCUCUCUCCUUUCGAAUCUUCUCACAUUUUCUCCAUUUUCCCUCUCAAUCCAUGCCCUGGUUUUCAGAUCUGGUCCCUUGGGUCGGUUCUCUCUCACUCUAUCUCCAAAUCUGGGUUUGGUACCCACGAGUGCUUUUCGGUUUCUCUAGCUUCUUGGCCUCAACUAUGAUAGUGGCUGCCAUGGAAGCCAAUGCCAAUGCCAAUGCCAGACCCAUUUCAAUGCCCUUCAACGACCGGAACGAAUUGCUUGUCCAGCUCUGUUUCGCUUCAACAAUUAACACAAAUUUCUCAUGGGUUAUUACUUCGUAGAGAUUUUUCACGACUCUAUUCGAGAAGAAGAAGAAAGUAUGGAAGAGAAACGCUGGGGCAGAGAUGGGGGAUCGAAGACGAGGAAUUGAGAGGGUUGUGCGAAGGUAAUUAUGUAAUUUUAUAUACUAUUUUGGAGUAGAGGACGGCAUUUCUCGAUGAUGACUGCGCAUCCUCAUCCACAAUUGAGUGGUUGCUAAUUGCCACGCAUCUUCGUUCCUGGAAAUAUCCUCUUGACUUUCGCAUUAACUUGCCUCCUGCUUCAAGUUCUUUCUUCUCCAUAAUUGGCUCCAUCAACUUCUCUCCUCGGAAUCAGAAAGAAUCCGUCUUGCAAUUGAUACUUCCAAUUGAAUCAGCUUUGUCAUCACUGUCCAACUUCCUUUCUGCUAGCUGCAGGUACACUCUCUUGCCAUUUGGAUCUUCAAUCUCGAUUUUGUUAUAUAUAUGUUCUCUUUAGACUAUGAAUAAACAAAUUGAACCCGCUGCUACUUCUAGUAAUUUGUUUUGCUUGGUCUAAGUUAGUUAUCAGUGUCCACCUUUUUCUAAACCUGUAGGUAUACACUAUCCAUUUAGAUCUUCAUUAAUCUUUGAUUCUGUUUAUGUUUUCUUUGAUAAUUUGCUUGACCUAGCUAAUUUGGUUAAUUAAUGUCCAACUUAAUUUCUUCAAUUUUAUCUUCUAAGACUAAAGGAGAAGGUACACCAUGUUAUCUUGCUAUUUAUAUCUUUAAUCUUGAUUUCAUUGUGUUCUGUUUAAAAUAUUGAUCAUAAAAUGAAAUAUCAAAACUCUC